Molecule: messenger RNA, 303 nt
Organism: Cyphellophora europaea CBS 101466
Lineage: Eukaryota; Fungi; Ascomycota; Eurotiomycetes; Chaetothyriales; Cyphellophoraceae
Exons: 1
Coding region: 1-303 (100 amino acids)
Source: RefSeq, a predicted model, not a curated record
AUGCCCCGCGGCGCCGACUACGCAAACGAGGCCCCCCACUCCGACAACGCCGUCCCGGAAACCCACAACCUCACGCACGGCAGCGGGGGCAACACCACCGCCGACGCACCCCUAGGCAAGGAGCAGAAGACGGCGCCGAUGCCAGAGGGCCUCAGCGAGGUCCACGACCACGUCAUGAGCGGUGGGGGCAGCGGCGUGGCGCCCGGCACGAUUGAGGGGAGUGGGAAGGGAGGACACGAGCCGAAGACGUUGGGGGAGGAGAAGGGGUUGGGCGGGAGCGUGCCGACUAGUGAGGCGAAGUGA